AUGCUGCGACGUUUCAAUAAACUUCUGAGCAGCAUGAAAAGCGCCGUCCGGGGGAGGGUUUAUUCCACUUUUGCCGACUUUAUUGAUACACGCACCGGUACAGAUGGCGCGGGGGAUGCGGGAACAAUGGACAUGGGCAGCCGGUCCUCGCUUCACACCGGCUUACAGAUGUCCGAGGACGAGCAUUGGGAGAUGAAUUAUCACGAAGCAGCUAUAUAUUUAGAGGAAGGUUUGAAUAACGAGAAAUUCGACUCUCACCCGUCGAGCCCCGAGGAGUUGCCGGCGUACCUUAGGGUCCAUAACCCAUGGUACCACGGACUGGAUCUGUUGGCGUCUCUAGUGCUGAUCCUUCUCGCUUUCACCGAGGACCCCGCAGUACCGGCCUUCGAGCUGCCAGUGUGGGCACACGGCACGAUAGAGCUUCUGGCACUGACGGUAAUAGGCGUGGAGCUGCACCUCAAACUGAAAUGGAUCGGCUGGAGCACAAUUCUUAAACACAAGAGGACUAUGAUAAAGGGUCUGACGUUGUUGAUCAUGGUACUCGAAGCCGUGGUGGUGCUGUGCCGGCAGUCCUCGCACUUCAGGGUCACGCGGGCGCUCCGCCCCAUCUUCCUGGUGGACACGCGGCACUGCGGCGGCGUCAGACGCUUCAUCAGGCAGAUCCUGCAAUCGCUCCCGCCCAUCCUGGAUAUGCUCGGUCUACUAAUGUUCUUUGUGGCGACGUAUUCGCUCCUCGGUUUCUAUUUGUUCUCGGAGCAUAUCGACAACGGCCAUUUCAAGACCAUCAGUGAUUCAUUCGUCAGCAUGUUCGUCUUACUUACGACAGCCAAUUUCCCUGAUGUCAUGAUGCCAUCGUAUGCCAAGUCGAAAUGGUACGCGCUGUUCUUCAUUCUUUACAUCAUCACGGUGCUCUACGUGCUUAUGAACUUGAUGUUAGCCGUAGUGUACGAGACUUUCACGCGGAUAGAGCGGGAAAAGUGCCGCGCCUUGUUGUUGCACAGGCGCGUGGCCGCUCGCCGCGCCUUCCGUCUGUUGGUGUCGCGGCGGGCACCCCGCGCUGUCCGCCUGCGGCACUUUGCGGGACUUAUACGCCACUACGCGCCGCACUACAGCGGGCUGGACGUGUACCUGAUGUUCAAUCAGGAUCCGACGGACUCUACCGUUCGGAGUUCUAAAAGCACAAUAUUAGUCCGCGAUCUGACCGGCUACGUCGCCCGCAGGCGGGCUGGACGUAUACCUGAUGUUCAAGAUCCGGCGGACUCUACCGUUCGGAGUUCUAAAAGCACAAUAUUAGUCCGCGAUCUGACCGGCUACGUCGCCCGCAGGCGGGCUGGACGUAUACCUGAUGUUCAAGAUCCGGCGGACUCUACCGUUCGGAGUUCUAAAAGCACAAUAUUAGUCCGCGAUCUGACCGGCUACGUCGCCCGCAGGCGGGCUGGACGCGGGCUGGACGUGUACCUGAUGUUCAAGCAGCUCAACCAGUCGGGCUCCGGCGGGCUGAGCCGUUCCGAGUUCGCGAACGUGUACGAGGUGUUCGCGCUGCGCUGGGCGCCGCAGUCGGGCCGCGCGCCCUGGUACGCCGCCUCGGCGCUCGAGCCGGCGGGCAGGGCCGCCGCGGCCGCCGUCCGGUGGCCCUACUUCGAGUACCUCGUGUACGCUUUGAUAAUCGGCAACGGCGUGUCUAUGGUACUUCGUGUAUGCGAAGCGGCUGGCGAUUUGCAGGACAGCGCGCGCCUUCUGUGCGCCUCAUGGGAUACUUGGCUUUUCCUCACGCUGUUCUUGCUGGAAGCUGCCCUAAGGAUGAUGGCUUCAGGCCUGUCCGCUUACUUGGAGAGCGGUUGGAACGUUUUCGACCUCAGUGUGACCUUGUUGGCGCUGAUGGGAGCUGUGCUGCUCAGCAUCGCCCCCAAGCUCUUCAUAGUGGUCAUGUUUAGGCCGUUGAGACUGAUGCGUCUGUACAAGUUGAAGAAGCGAUACCGUGACGUGUUCGGUACACUGGUGCUGCUGUCUCCGCUCAUGUCGUCCGCCGGUUGCGUGAUGCUCGUCAUGUACUACUUCUUCGCCAUCGUCGGCAUGGAGCUGUUCGCCGGCUACGACCUGAAGAACUGCUGCGUGAACACAACCGUGGAGGACUUCUACAAGUACUCCGAGAACAGCUCCACCGCCCUCGGCUACUACUAUCUGAACAACUUCGAGAACAUCCUCACCAGCGGUGUAUCUCUCUUCGAGCUGACCGUCGUCAACAACUGGUUCAUCCUGAUGAACGCCUACGCCACAGUCGCCGGCCAGUUCAGCAGGCUCUACUUCAUGGUGUUCUACUUAUUCACGAUGGUGGUACUGACUAUCGUAGUUGCCAGCGUCUUGGAGGCAUUCAGGUUUAGGAUCCAAUACAAACGGAGCACCACCAAGAGGGAUGAGGAGAAGUUGCUUCACGAAGAAGUUCAUACGAGCUGGGAGGAAGCGCAACGUCUCGGUGUAAGCGGGGACUUGGCCGACGAGCUAAGGCCUUUCCUGCCUCCAGGGGUGGAUGUGACCUUCAUUGGUUCGCGGCCUCGGACCAAGGAGGUCCUGCAGCGGCGCAUGUACCAGACCGACAUCCAGAAGUGGCUGGCUGAGGAGGACGAAAGCGAAGAUCUGCAGCCUUCGACCACCGCGACAUCUAGCGAGGACCCCCUCGCCCCCCCUCUCAUCCAGCAGCCCGACGCUGAACCCAACCACCAGAUCAGGACCGGCUACCAAUUG
Iphiclides podalirius (scarce swallowtail) is the source of this 2742-nucleotide messenger RNA. The record is from the annotation of a GenBank genome assembly. Lineage: Eukaryota; Metazoa; Arthropoda; Insecta; Lepidoptera; Papilionidae.